UCGCCGCCAUCAUCACCACCGUCAUCACCGCCAACAUCUCCUCCGUCAUCGUCUCCUCCGUCAUCAUCUCCUCCAUCAUCGUCGCCGUCAUCACCACCACCGGGAACCGGUACUGGGAUGUACACUGGUUUUUCCACUUCCACUACCUGUACGUCUGGAGCUGCGGCUGCGACGGAUAUCGCGUUGGUACCACCACAGUCACCUCCGCCACCAUUUCCACCACCAUCUCCACCACCAUUUCCACCACCACCACCACCGCAUCCUCCUUCUUCGCUGCUGUCCGAGCCGGAAUCAGAAUCAGAGUCGGAAUCAGAGUCGGAAUCGGAGUCUGAACUGUCGCACCCUCCGGAGCUACUGUCGCAGCUGUCACUUCCACUGUCGCUAUCGCUGUCACUAUCACUGCUGUCACAUCCUCCUCCUCCAUCACAUCCACCGCCAUCACAGUCGCCACCAUCACAGCCACCAUCACCACCACUGCCAUCACCAUCACCACCAUCACAGUCACCGCCAUCACAGCCACCAUCACCCCCAUCGCCAUCA
Molecule: messenger RNA, 540 nt
Organism: Lytechinus variegatus (green sea urchin)
Lineage: Eukaryota; Metazoa; Echinodermata; Echinoidea; Temnopleuroida; Toxopneustidae
Product: vegetative cell wall protein gp1-like
Exons: 1
Source: RefSeq, a predicted model, not a curated record